Lycium ferocissimum is the source of this 1116-nucleotide messenger RNA. RefSeq names its product TMV resistance protein N-like. NCBI's taxonomy places the organism in Eukaryota, Viridiplantae, Streptophyta, Magnoliopsida, Solanales, Solanaceae. The record is from RefSeq and is a predicted model, not a curated record. Bases 1 to 618 code for a protein of 205 amino acids. Gene Ontology annotation, biological process: signal transduction. The transcript has 3 exons.
AUGGCAUCAUCUUCUUCUUCUGCGAGUAAUUCACAGGACCGUCGUCGAUGGAAGCACGAUGUGUUUCUAAGUUGUAUGAUUGAGGAUACUGAAACCAGAUUUACGCGUAGCUUGGUAAGUGGUUUGAAAAACAGGGGAAUAUUUACCUUUAGAUAUGCAAGGCUAGAGCACGGCGAUUCGGUCUUACAAGAACUCUCGAGAGCUAUAGAAGGGUCUCAACUUGCCCUCAUCAUUUUGUCAACGAAGUAUGCUGAAUCGAGUCGGUGCUUCAAAGAACUAGAGAAGAUCAUGGAAUGCAAGGACAAAAGUGGACUAACAGUCCUACCAGUCUACUAUCAUGUGAAUCCAUCAGAUGUUCGAAACCAAAGUGGGCGCUUUGGAGAUGCCUUUGCAGAACAUGUAUUAAGGUAUAAGGAUCAGGGGAUGCAGAUGGUGCAAGGAUGGAGGACUGCCCUAACUGCUGUCGCAAAUCUAAAGGGAUGGCAUAUCCGUGACGGGGAUGAAUCAGAGAUUAUUCGGCAGAUCGUCAACGACAUUGCUUCCAAAAUUUGCAAGUGCACUUGUUCUUUUUCUUUGCUAGAUGUGGGAUUAGAGAAAGUAAGUCCCUACUUGAGAUAGAAAUCGAUGAUGUUCUGAUUGUGGGGAUCUGGGAAAUGGGUGGAAUCGGUAAAACAACAAUAGCACUAGCAAUCUUUCAUACCCUAUCUUAUCAAUUUGAAGCUGCUUCUUUUCUUGCGGAUUUUAAAGAAUAUGACAAAAAGAAUAUCCUUUACAAAAUAUCCUUCUGUCUGAACUGUUAGGAGAAAAAGAUAAUUACGUCAAGAACAAGCAAGAGGGGAAGUUCAUGAUUUUGAGCAGACUUUGUUUUAACAAGGUGCUAAUUGUGCUUGAUGACACAGAUUAUAAUGAUCAAAAGUUUCGAGCUCACCUAAAUAGACGAGUCAAAACCUUAUAUAGCUUCAGGGGCCUGUCCUUGAAAUUCCCGAAUUAGCCUUGAUUUAAUGUUUCCCUACGAGCUGCUGUGCGGUCAUGCAGCUGAAGUCCCAAACACACAGCGAAAUCCCAAACGCGCACUAACUGCGCAGCCCUGUCCGCAGCUUGUUCACUCACUGCCUU